AUCGUUCACGGUCUCCGUACAAUUCAUUGCCGGCCGUCAUUCCGUAAUAUUUCUCAUCUUGCCGAGAUCGGCAAUAACCAAAAAAUCUCUCCGAUUUUAGUUGGGUGAUUGACAUGUAAUUUUCUUUUCUUGGAAAUACAAUGGAUUAAGGCAGAAUAAAAAAAACAGAUGAUUAUCUGAAAAAAGUAUAUUUAGAUUUUUGUAUACUCUAAGCUAUUGAUAAGUUUUAGAGAUUGUGAUUAUAAAACAGAAACAUGAGGGUUGUAGCACUAGUCAGUGGCGGAAAAGAUUCUUGCUUUAAUAUGAUGCAAUGUAUAGCUGCAGGUCAUGAUAUUGUGGCCUUAGCUAAUUUGUACCCUGUUGGGAAGGAUGAACUUGAUUCAUUCAUGUUUCAAACUGUUGGAUAUCAAGGUGUUGAAUAUAUUGCAGAAGCUAUAGGUUUACCAAUGUAUCGUGAACCAACAUUUGGUAGAUCAAAAAUGCAAGAAAAAUAUUAUUAUCCAACAGAAAAUGAUGAAGUUGAAGAUCUCUUUAGGUUGUUAAGUAAAGUGAAGGAAAAAGAAAAUAUAGAAGCUGUUUCAUCUGGAGCUAUUCUAAGUGACUAUCAACGAAUUCGUGUGGAAAAUGUAUGUGGUCGGUUAGGUCUUGUUUCUUUAUCAUAUUUGUGGAGACGAGAACAAGAUGAAUUGUUAAAAGAAAUGAUAGAAAGUUCUGUAAAUGCAGUUUUAAUAAAAGUAGCAGCUUUAGGCCUUGAACCAAGGCAUUUGGGUAAACCAAUUUCUGAAAUGCAAUCCCAUCUUGCCAAAAUAAAAGAAAAAUAUGGUGUUAAUAUGUGUGGAGAAGGUGGAGAAUAUGAAACUUUCACAUUAGAUUGCCCACUAUUUAAUAAAAGCAUAGUAAUAGAUGAAUAUGAAAGUGUAAUACAUUCAAAUGAUAACAUAGCACCAGUUGGAUAUUUGAAUUUCAAGAAAAUUCAUGUGCAAGAAAAAAGUGACGCCGUCGAAGGAUCAACGUUACAAGAAAGAUUAAAAAAUGUUCCUAUUAAAACUCCAUCUGACUAUAUCGCAGAGAUUAUUGGUCCAGAAUUACAUGAUGGUUGUAAUCUAUCGGAAGACGAAAACGAUGAACACGAUUGUACAGAUAGUAGUCUCAAGACUUCAAAUUCUGGUCAAUUUAAUCCACCGAGUCCUAUGCAAAUUUUAUACGAAGAAGAAGAUUAUCCUGAUGUGCCCGUGGUAAAUAGAAAUCAAACCGGCUGGUUCUGGUUUGGCGGUAUCGCUGGAAAACAUCCAGAUGCUAAAUCCGCGAUGCGAGAGGCACUGGAGAAAUUAAGCAGUCUAGUCAAAAAGGAAAAUCUUCAAAUAUCGGAUAUCGUUGCAGUAACAUUGUAUAUAAAAGAUAUGUCAAAUUACAUAUCUAUAAAUGAGGCUUACAUCUCAUGUUUAAAUAAACCAAAUCCACCAGUUCGCGUAUGUGUGGAAUGUCCGUUAAAUAUACAUGUUGUUCUUGAUGCUAUAGCCUAUAAAGAAACUCAAGACUGUGGUGAUAAGAAAGUUCACAAACGACAUACAAUGCAUGUUCAGAGCAUAAGUCACUGGGCACCUGCAAACAUUGGUCCUUACUCUCAAGCAGUUCGUGUCGGUGACAUAAUCUCAGUUGCUGGACAAAUACCCUUGGUGCCUGGCAGUAUGACUAUUCUGGAGUUAAAUAUUAAAAGGCAAUGUCGUUUGACGUUGAGGCACAUAGAUCGAAUUGUAAAAGCUAUGGAUUCAAAUACACAACUCAGGGAUAUUGUGCAAGGUAUUUGUUUUUUGACUCAUUCUAGUUACAUACCAGACGCACGAAAGGAAUGGGAAAAACGAACAAAUAAUGCCAUUGUGGAUUACAUUGUUGUUCCAAACCUUCCACGUGGUGCUCAAGUUGAAUGGUGUGUUUGGGCUCAUAGAGAUAAUAAUAGAUUUGAAUAUGAAGAGACUGGAAAAUGUGUAGGUAAUUUUAAAGUGGCAAUAAGGCGUAGGUGGAAUUAUGAAAAUAAUGUUUCAGCUAUUGUGUGUUAUAUGUCCACCGGUUCAUCCAAUUCGACUGGUAAUUUAGCCACGGAAACAAGUUUGCCCUCUGCAGAAUUAACCGUUAGCGAAUUAACGGAGGCAUUUGAGUACGUGCUGUGCAAACUUACAAAGGGAUCCCAAACUAUAAAUCCAACCUGUAAUCUACGAAUCUUCUAUAAAGUCGGUAGUUCGCCAGGACCGAAGUUCGUUCAAGACGUUCUUUCUAAAUUUUCUACGCGAAAUUUGGUUACUACUAUUAUCCCAGCAACACACUUACAUAAUUUCAGUACUUUCUUAUCCAUAUGUGGUAUUAGACACGAGUAAAGCCUAACAACAGUUUUUACGUUGUCAAUUAUUUACAAUGAUUAUCGUAUCGCAAAGGGGUAUCGUAAAAAUUUUAUUUUGUCAUUUAAAUUAUUUUAAUUAGUGAAUAUUGAGCCAAGGUCAAUCAAUUUUAGUAUUAUAAAAUGGCAAUUAUUGUUAAUGGCUAUAGAAAACUCGACCACGGUUGUAAAACUUUCUAUAUUCGAAAUGGUAAUUGUUUUAGUAGCAUCAGUGCUCGAAUAUAAACGUUAUUUUUCACCUUUUCUACUGGUCGCUAGUUGGGUUUGCUCAGAAUUCACUUGACAUUUGUCAAUAGUGUAUUUAUAUUCGGCUAGUCAACGAGACAUUCGUGACUUUGUCUCGUUAGUGUAAGUGUUCUACGUAAUGCAAACACGCGUUAUGUCAUCUCGUAACGUGUUACUGUAUGCUACGCCUCGUUUUUUGCUCAAGUUAUUUUUUUAUUUUUCACAAUUUCACGAUACGUGCGGAGUGUUAAGUGUGUGAUUUUAUGGAAGAAUUUGAAAGCGUGCACAGCCAUUUUUAUAGUAGCGCUCAAAGCAAACUGAAUUAACGAAAAAAGUUAAUUAUCGACAUUAGCGUAACUAGGAUAUUUGUUUAUGAUAAGCGAGAUCCUCUAGCUUUAUUCAUACUAUUAUUGCCUCGCAUCAGGCAUGAUUAAAUGUCUUUUGGGGUUUUGGGGAUUUGAAUACUUAGAAAUAUGAAAAUUUAGUACUUAGGAAUUAUAGGAAUUUAGAAAUUUGGAAAUUUGAACAUUGAAAAUUUAGAGUACGCGGUAUAUUUUACAUUCUUUGUUCUUUACGUUAUGUAGUUACGGGCAGUUCAUGUUUUAAGGGAUCUGUACUCGAUCUGGUCCUUACCUAGUUACGCUAGUGCCUAUGAAAUAUAUUAGGGAAACCUAUGAAUUUUAACAAGAAGUAUGAAAAGAAUCUAAUUCAUGUCCUUUUCAAUUUUAUUAACAGAAAACUGAACCGAUAAAUGAAAAUUUAAAGAGCACUUAUCUUGACGAUCGUCUACUAUCACUUUUAAAAUGCUGCCGAUAUUAUUCCGCUAUCAUUUAAACUUUGUAUCGCGAUGGCAGGUAUGUAGCUUUACGGAAAAAAGUAUCUACUUCGCAAAGAUAUUGUGAAAAAUCCUCGGUAAUUUCUGCAUAACUGAUCUGUGCUCUAGAAAUACAUCUUGUACAAAAGCGAUAUAUGCUAAUUUAUUAGAAUAUUUUUUGACAGUAUAACAUUCAUGCAAUGAUGUACCAAAGUUUGAAUUUUGCAAUUUUGCCAUUGUUUCGAAUUCAAUAUUGUCAUCUUCUUUUCUUGUACAUAUUACUAAAUAAUGUAAACAUUCUUGUAAUAUAUUAUAAAAUGUAAUUAGUUUUGAACAAGGAAAAUUGGUUAUUGAUUAUGUAUAAUUGUUAAGAAAAAGAUAUGAAGAAUUUCUGAUACGAGGAAUACACAGCAUACUGUUCACGACAUGGAAGCUGCGUUACUAUAAAUAUGUAAAAAAAGAUAUUUGCAAGCAUGGAACUCUCGCAACAAAGUACUAUUCCGAGGAUUAUAUUGCAAAAGAAAAAUAAAGAAA
Molecule: messenger RNA, 3965 nt
Organism: Megachile rotundata (alfalfa leafcutting bee)
Lineage: Eukaryota; Metazoa; Arthropoda; Insecta; Hymenoptera; Megachilidae
Biological process (GO): protein histidyl modification to diphthamide
Molecular function (GO): diphthine-ammonia ligase activity
Source: RefSeq, a predicted model, not a curated record